This is a messenger RNA of Annulohypoxylon truncatum, 2163 nucleotides long. RefSeq lists its product as uncharacterized. NCBI's taxonomy places the organism in Eukaryota, Fungi, Ascomycota, Sordariomycetes, Xylariales, Hypoxylaceae. Gene Ontology annotation, biological process: DNA-templated transcription. Bases 1 to 2163 code for a protein of 720 amino acids. The record is from RefSeq and is a predicted model, not a curated record. Gene Ontology annotation, molecular function: DNA binding; zinc ion binding. The transcript is spliced from 4 exons.
AUGCGCCUGGCCGAAAUUAAGGAGAAGCAGGGAACUCUUGAGCGAGAGCUCGAGCGGGAUGUCGCAAAGUCUACAAAUUCGAAGAACACGCUGCAACAGCGCAUCCUAGCAGACGAUAUUGCAGGCGACUUUGAUGAGGAACGCGAUUUAGAGGCUACACCCCUCGCAGCACUAGACGUGACAUACGAGGACGAUAUCGACGGGGCAGGCGACAUGAUAGAUCUGGGAAUCCAAAUAGGAAAAAUGCGUAUCACUGAAAGGAUAGGCGGACUUUCGCGACCUAGGAUAUCAGAAGAGAUAGCAGCAGGCAUAUCAGGGUCGCAGCCCCCGGGCCUACAACCUCCAAACGGAGGCCAGACGCCCGGAAUUGAUGACUUGCCUGAUUUCCUUAAGCCAGGAGAUCAAUACAUAGUGCCAACCAGUGGAUUCUUCUUCGGCCAAAUAGGGGAGCCACCGACCAUCCUCCAAUUCUUGCCGCCUAGGCCCGUCGCAGAUUGGUUGAUGAAGCAAUACUUCAUUGCCGUUCAUCCGAUUGCUCCUUGCGCCCAUCGCCCAUCGUUGGAAGCCACUUACGCGACUUUCUGGGAAGAGAUAAAUGCAGGGUUCGAGCCCCGGCCUUCGAUGCAAGCUAUCAUUUUCGGGGCCAUGUUUAGCGGUGCUGUUAGCAUAGAUGAGAACGCCGUGUUUCCUGAGUCGGCUGGAUACUCGAGAGCGUAUUGGGUUACCAGCCUUAAGCUAGGUACCGAAAGCGCUUUAAGCAAGGCAAACUUUCUGCGGACUACUAAGGUGGAAACGAUGCAGGCGUUUAUCAUGUACAUGAUUCCCCUAUGCAGAGGUGAGGUGUCGAGAGCCCAUUCGGUGCUCGUUGGUGCUGCGGCACGAAUGGCUGAGUGUAUGGGUUUACACCGUGAUGGGGAUGCAUACGGGCUCACACCUCUCGAAACUCACGUUCGUCGUUUGAUCUGGCACCAGCUAUGCUUUCUCGACGUUCGGACUUGUGAGGCUCAGGGGCCCAAGCCGGUUAUCAGGCGAGACGAUUACGACACAAAAUUACCUAUAAAUUGUAACGAGGAUGAACUUACGCACGCAGUUGUACCCCCCGAAUCAUCGGAUGAAUGGACUGCUAACACACUUCCCUUGAUCCGAUUUGAGAUUAGUGAGAUGAUGCGCAUUAUAUGGAUCGAUAGACGGAGGCUUGAGACUCACCGAACCACGUUAACUGCCGUGCUCACUAAAAUCGAAAAUUUCCGUAGGAGAAUGUCGGAAAAAUACGAUCACCUCCUGGAUGUUACGCAACCUAUGCAAAGAUAUGCCAAAUGCGUGAUGUAUCUAUUAACCUAUCGCCUACACGUCAUGGUCCUCCACCCUUACCACUCUAACGCUGCCAACCCGAUGCCUCCACGACUAAACCAGCUCCUCAUUACUUCCGGCAUUAUGAUCGUCGAGCUUGCGAUUCAACUCGAGACUAAUCCCAAUUUUCACGAAUGGGCAUGGUAUUUAGGUGCUUUCUUCCAAUAUCAGAUUGCGUUGCUGCUGGCAACUGAAGUCUACUUUCGUCCGCAGUCUCGCGAGGCAGACCGAAUAUGGACAUGCUUAGAUUAUGUCUUCAGCAUGGAUCGUAGGCUUCCACCAGAAGCUAAAGCCAUACAACUUCUUUCCGAAAUACAGGGCAAGACGGCAGUAUAUAUGCGCAUGCGCAAAAUGCGCGGGCCGACAAGUCUCUCACGGGCCGCCCCGGGGCAAAAUGCAGUCGCGGGAACCGGUAAGCCGGCCCCGGCUGUACAGAACCAUACCCGGCAGCCGCCUGUGGGAAUGGAUGUGCCGAAAGUUGAGCCAGGGUAUACUCCUCCGCUUUCGAAUGGACCUCCAGUACCGCAACAGCAAAUGGUUUUUGCUGGCGUUUCUGAUGGGCAAGCCUUGUGGAGCUUGCCGCCGAGCCACUCGAGCCCGGGAAAUAGCGAUUCGUCGAAUGCAGAUCAAGGAGGCCCAAGAGUCAUCAUGUCGGCCGUAAGGGGAGGAGCAGGGACGGCACAGGGUAGUGUCAUGGAUACUAUCGAUUGGGAUACUAUCAAUAACCUCUUUCCUAACGAUCCGCAGACGGGCGGACUGAGCGUACAUGGGUUUCACGAUCCCAAUUUUACCAUUGCGAGUUGGUGUGGCUAG